Messenger RNA from Orbicella faveolata, 1976 nucleotides. Its product is annotated as cysteine-rich hydrophobic domain-containing protein 2-like. Lineage: Eukaryota; Metazoa; Cnidaria; Anthozoa; Scleractinia; Merulinidae. The record is from RefSeq and is a predicted model, not a curated record.
AUUUUCUCUUCUCGAGCGCGAGCGGUAAAAUUUUUUUACGAAAACGCAGUUGUGAAUGGCGAACUUUGACGCUAUUUUUGACGAAAAUCUUCAAGAAGAUGAACGAAGUUCGCGUGUUUCCGACGAGCACGGUCAGGUGACGCCGGAACCAGUGGUUGUACGAGGAGUAGGACAUAUGACAGUGUUUGGACUUAAUAGCAAGUUUGAUGUAGAAUUUCAGCAAGGCCUUAGUGCAAAGGUAGCACCUGAGGAGUACAAAGCAACUGUGACACGAGUCAACAGAGUGCUUAGUAAAACAAUGCCUGUUAAUGUUCGCUGGUUACUCUGUGGUUGUAUCUGCUGCUGUUGCACACUGGGAAUGUCCAUGUGGCCUGUGGUUUGUCUCAAUAAAAGAACAAGACAUUCAAUAAACAAAGUGUUAGAUGCUGAAAAUUGUCACCUUUAUCAUAAGCUUGGGCUUCACUGGCGCUUACACAAACAACGAUGCAUUAAUUCCACUAAUAUGAUGGAAUAUGUUCUGCUGGUUGAAUUCUUACCAAAGGAACAAAUUUUACGACCUGAUUGAUGUUACAAGACAUUGCAGCCAGGAUUGUGUAUAGGAAUUCUAUUAUUGUAUAUUUCUUGAGAUAAUUUGUAUUGAAAAAAUGGAAUGCAUGCUAGUGACGUACACUCUUGUAUCUUGUAAAUUGCAAAUUCAUGAUAUCAUAUCAAAGUCCUGUGAUAUGUUCUGUUACAUGUGCAUUUUAGUUUAGGCCCCAGGAAAGCUUGAAGUUAACUUGGUCCCUUUUCUGAUAGAUUGUAUGACCUCUAAAUGACUUUAUUUUUAUAUGAAAAACAUUUGAUGAUUUCGGUCUUUGUAAAAUGCAUUUAGUUCCUAUUUUCGUCUAAGAAUCAAAAUUGUUGUGGUCACAAGCUCUAGAGAAAGUUAUUGAAGUUUGAAAACUUGAAGGGAAAUGGAGUUUGUUCUGCCAUAUCCAACUUGCAUACAGAUUUUACACUAUCACCCACUAUAAUCAGUGGCAACCAGCCAACAAGAUAACAGCAUUAAACACUGGAGAUUUCACAGUUCAGAUUAUAGCAACUGAGUACUGUUAAUGUUUAGAUGAAAUUAACAUAUAAUUUUUAUGUAAGAUAUUAACUUAAUUAUUUAGAGUUGAGUGGAAAUUGUUUUGCCGAUUUGUUUGAUGGAAAAAAAUUGCGCAAGUGGGCAAAUUAGGUUUCCAUGUUUUUUAAAAGUCAGGUCUUAUUGUUUUGUAAAUAAUAAUAUACAACAUUAUUUUUGGGAUAAAUGGGAAAUGUGGUUUAACUUUAAAUAUGGUCUUCCCUGAUGGCAGCUUAGGCACAUCGAUGUUUUGGGAUCUUUUGAAAAUACUAAAUUUAGGUUUGAUUGUGCUGUUGAUAAAUUGUAUUAUAGUAUUUGCAGUUCUUUUGUCUUUCAGAAAAUAGGGUUUACUGUGCUAAGAAGUUUAUUUUUUUUGAUCUUAUUUCCUUUAUUUAAGUCCUUUAGACCCUAUGAUGUUCAAAUGCCAGCUAAUACAUAGGUAAUGAGAAUUUGGGAACAUAAUCUCACACUGGGUUGUUUUCUUGGUUUAUGUAAUCAAAUUUCCCCGACAGAUUUCCCCAACAGAUUUUAAGCUUAAAGUGUUGAGUUGACAUUGACAAUGAGAAAGUUCUUGUAUAUAUAUACAUGUUUUCUUUGUUGCUUUGAAGUUAGCAGGGUGCAGUAAGUUCUGUCUUAUCAAACAGUCUAGGGUCUUCUGCUCUCUUCUUCAGUGUGUGAUAAGUCAGACUAUUGUAUGUAAGGUGAACAGGCUUAGUUCUUGAAGGAGCUACAUCACGGUUUUUACAACUUGAAAAAUUGAGCCUAAAUUUUUCUAGCUCCUCGUUUGUUAAUUUCCCAUCCUCAAUCAUCCUUGUUCCUUUAUGGUUUAUUAUUAUCUCUGUAGUGUUUUUCUAUCUUAACUACUAUUUUCGGG